Pisolithus orientalis is the source of this 942-nucleotide messenger RNA. RefSeq lists its product as uncharacterized. Lineage: Eukaryota; Fungi; Basidiomycota; Agaricomycetes; Boletales; Pisolithaceae. The record is from RefSeq and is a predicted model, not a curated record. The coding region runs from base 153 to 752 and encodes 199 amino acids. The transcript is spliced from 2 exons.
AGGAGUAUACAGAUGCAUCUCGACGAUGCAGCUGCGUUCACUGAUCGGGACACUCAUUAUCAACCUUUGAAGUCAGCACUUCCGUUUUGUAACAAAGUGGAAGAGCCGAUCUGGAAGAUGUCAGGUUGGUCUGGGGAUGUGUAAAGUAUUGAAUGCGAAUCUGCAUAUCACCAGAGCACCCUCGAGAUGGAUGGCGUAAUUUGGAGAGUGAUGCCAAUCUAGUCGAGAAGGAACGACUGUUUUCCAUUGAGUCAGGGGAGACUAUGUUCAAUCACAAGCAAGCCUGGAAGGCUCAUCCUGUCUGUCGCAACCCUUGCCCAGAACCCGCGCCGAGUUUCAGCCGGUGGAGGCUUCCACCAAAAAGCGGAGCAAUAGUUCUUCAUCCUUCCUUACCCGUAGGUUGCAUAGGUUUCCUGCCGACAACACUCCGACUGUGCUGUUAUUUGGGACCAUCAUGUUUCAUCCCCUCUGCCGUAGUUACCCUGCCUCGAUGUGGUUUGACAUCCUCGGAUCAUCAGACGUACAAAGACCAGCAAGGUGCGAAAUGCAUAUGCAAUAUCCAUCCAAUCGUUGACAAAUGCCCACAUUGGCAGGUGGAGGGUAUCCAAGGUAUCUGCAUUUCCCGAAUAUCCGAAUUUCCCCUCUCCCAGUACAGCAUUGGGGCUUCUUCCAUCACCUCGUUUAUUGAUAAAUUCUACAUCCCAGCGUUGUGGACACAAAUGGCUGGAGCGGUAUUACAAAACAGGGUAUAAUUGAUGUCGAUAACGAACCCUGUGGCCCCAUUUUUGUGAAAUUCAACUCCACGAUGAAAAUAUGGUGCGUUGUCCGGAGCUCUAGUCCUCAGUUAUCUUUGUAUCUUCACGAUGGAAAUGGUUUUUGACUCUGACUUCCGCUGCUGAUAUAUUUUCUGGGAAGUGGACGUUCCGAUUGAAUCUCGACCCA